AUGUUAAAGAAUGACCGAGUCGCCAUCUUACAACCUACUCUCCAUCCAACUUCCGAGGAACUCGCCAUUGGCAACGUUAAAUUCACUACUUUCGAUCUGGGUGGACAUCAACAAGCUCGCCGUCUCUGGAAGGACUAUUUCCCGGAAGUCUCAGGUAUCGUUUUCCUCGUCGACGCGAAGGACCACGAGCGUCUCUCCGAAUCGAAAGCCGAACUCGAUGCCCUUUUGAGCAUGGAGGAGCUCUCGAAGGUCCCGUUCGUCGUCCUGGGUAACAAGAUUGACCAUCCGGAUGCGGUCAGUGAGGAUGAGUUAAGACAUCAAUUAGGCCUGUACCAGACUACUGGCAAGGGCAAGGUUCCUCUUGAGGGUAUCAGGCCUAUUGAGGUCUUUAUGUGCUCAGUCGUUAUGCGACAGGGCUAUGGCGACGGUAUCAGAUGGUUGUCACAAUAUGUUUAG
Messenger RNA from Venustampulla echinocandica, 456 nucleotides. RefSeq names its product Small COPII coat GTPase. Gene Ontology annotation, biological process: vesicle organization; membrane organization; intracellular protein transport. The record is from RefSeq and is a predicted model, not a curated record. NCBI's taxonomy places the organism in Eukaryota, Fungi, Ascomycota, Leotiomycetes, Helotiales, Pleuroascaceae. The coding region runs from base 1 to 456 and encodes 151 amino acids. Gene Ontology annotation, molecular function: GTPase activity; GTP binding. The transcript has 5 exons. Gene Ontology annotation, cellular component: COPII vesicle coat; endoplasmic reticulum exit site.